Messenger RNA from Acanthocheilonema viteae, 512 nucleotides. Lineage: Eukaryota; Metazoa; Nematoda; Chromadorea; Rhabditida; Onchocercidae. The record is from the annotation of a GenBank genome assembly.
UGAUAGAUGAAUGUCAAAUGGGCUUAGCUGAUUGUGAUCCGAAAGCAAUUUGCACAGAUAUGACGCAUGAUUACACAUGCAAAUGUCCGCAUGGUUUUGCAGACAAAUCACCGGAUCCGGUUAACAAGCCUGGCCGAGUUUGUUCUAAGUUAAUUAAUUCGUGUGAUUCACCGAACUUUACGGGAUGCCAAUCGAAAGAAUCGAAAUGUGUUGGGACUAAAGAUGGUUUCGUAUGUCGUUGUAUUGAUGGUUAUAUCGAUUUGAAUCCUUCAAAUCCUGGAACAAAUUGUUCUAAAGCAGAGAAUCUAUCGGUAUCUUUGAUCGAGAUAGACGGGGGAAAGAGUGAGAAAAGAAUAGACGAAGUGGUAGAAUUAGGAAAAUAUACCUAUGGAAAACGGCGAUACAAGGAAAGGUCAACGAAAUGGCCGGUUCAUUUAGUCCGUUCACCCGUCUGUAACCGCGAUUUGUUAGCACAUCAAAAAGGAUUGUCAGAGGUCGAGAGUUGGGCAUAA